AUGGCGUUCUUUUUGUUUUUCAUUUGUUGUUUGCCUACUCUUGCUAUUUCACUGUCCUUCAGCAUAGAUUAUGACAACAACUGCUUUAUGAAGGAUGGGAAGCCUUUUCGUUACAUCUCUGGAGGAAUGCAUUAUUUCCGUGUGCCACAAUAUUACUGGAAAGACCGACUUCUCAAACUCAAAGCUAGUGGAAUGAACACAGUCCAGACCUACGUCCCUUGGAACUUGCACGAACCGAUCCCGAAGCAGUAUAACUUUGCAGGGAAUGCUAAUCUUACAAGCUUCCUGGAAAUUGCUCAAAGUUUAGAUUUGCUGGUAAUUCUUAGACCUGGACCAUACAUUUGUGCUGAAUGGGAUUUUGGAGGUUUGCCAGGGUGGUUGCUUAAAGACCCAUCCAUUGUUAUCAGGUCAUCACAGGGAAAAGCUUACAUGGAAGCAGUUGAUGCUUGGAUGAGUGUCCUGCUGCCACUAGUUAAACCAUUCCUUUAUGAGAAUGGGGGGCCAGUUAUUAUGGUGCAAGUCGAAAAUGAGUAUGGUGACUAUAUACACUGUGACCAUCAAUACCUGCUGCAUUUACAGCAGCUUUUUAGGUAUCACCUUACAGAUGAUAUCAUACUUUUCACUACAGAUGAUGGGAGCAAUUUAACUGCCAUAGAAUGUGGAACAUUGCCAUCUCUAUACACUACAGUUGAUUUUGGUGCAAACACAGAUCCUAGUAUACCAUUUGCAAAUCAACAGAAAUUACAACAAAAGGGUCCACUUGUUAACUCUGAGUUCUAUACUGGCUGGCUUGAUUAUUGGGGUACACCUCAUCAAACAAGAACAUCCAAAGUUGUUGCAGAUGCCCUGGAUAAAAUCCUAGCACUAAAUGCAUCUGUUAAUUUAUAUAUGUUUGAAGGCGGGACUAACUUUGGCUUUUGGAGUGGGGCUGAUUUUCAUGGACAGUAUCAACCUGUACCAACUAGUUAUGACUAUGAUGCCCCACUGACAGAGGCUGGGGAUCUUACAGAAAAGUACCAUGCUAUCAGAGAAGUUAUUGGUAAAUAUUUAACUCUCCCUGAUAUUCCCAUCCCACCUGCAACCCCAAAGUACCCAUAUGGAACGAUAGAGAUCACAAAAGGCCCUGAGGUUAUAGAUGUGCUAACAAAGCUCUCCCCUGAAGGUCCAGUGAAGACAAAAUACCCACUUACUAUGGAGCAGAUUGGGCAAUACAGUGGCUUUGCUUGGUAUCAUGCUCAGAUUCCACCCAUGUUCUCACAAUCUGAACGAAUGCUGAAUGUAGAGGGGCUUGUGCAUGAUAGAGCAAUAAUAUAUGUGGGUAGACUGCGGCAACGAACUCUUAAUCGCACAAGAGGGGAAUCAAAUGCCACUAUAAUUAUUGGAGAGUUUCUUGAUCUUGAUAUCUUAGUAGAGAAUAUGGGACAUGUCGGUUAUGGAGAAAACAUGGUGGACCCCAAAGGAAUUCUUGGCAAUGUCACCAUUGACAAUGUCCAAAUUCUAAACUGGGACAUAUAUCGACUUAACUUGGAUAACGUCGUGAGCAAUGAAAGCUUAUUCAAAGAUGGUUACACUGAUUUUUACAAGACGGACAAUGCCAUAUCUCCAAGGUUUUUCAAAGGUGUGAUCCCAGGUGUCCCAUUUGGGGACAUUGGCUUUGAUUUUUACCUUCAUUUAGACAACUGGGGCAAGGGUGUGGUGUUUGUCAAUGGGCAUAACAUGGGGAGGUACUGGCCGGCUGAUGGGCCCCAGCAGACAUUGUACGUCCCCGCAAGUGUCAUGUCCAUGAACCAGCAUCCAAGCAACUUGGUUAUCUUAGAGCUUGACAAUGCACCGUGUGACUAUCCUGAGACAUGUCUUGUGAAAUGCACCACCAUUCCAGUGCUCAACGGGACGACAAGUCCCAUAUAUGGCACUGCUAAAACCACAAACAAGGCUCUAGGUUAA
Molecule: messenger RNA, 1944 nt
Organism: Nematostella vectensis (starlet sea anemone)
Lineage: Eukaryota; Metazoa; Cnidaria; Anthozoa; Actiniaria; Edwardsiidae
Product: beta-galactosidase
Exons: 1
Coding region: 1-1944 (647 amino acids)
Biological process (GO): carbohydrate metabolic process
Cellular component (GO): vacuole
Molecular function (GO): beta-galactosidase activity
Source: RefSeq, a predicted model, not a curated record